Molecule: messenger RNA, 1626 nt
Organism: Diatraea saccharalis (sugarcane borer)
Lineage: Eukaryota; Metazoa; Arthropoda; Insecta; Lepidoptera; Crambidae
Source: the annotation of a GenBank genome assembly
AUGCAUGUGGUUCAGAAGCGUUUGGAGAAUAAUAUAAAAUGUAGGAAAAGUAAUCGACUGACUGCUUUUGACAACUUGAGAAAUUUGACAACUUGUGAGAAUACCAGAGACAUUUCUGAAGUAUCAGACAAAAAAUCAAAAGUAGAACACAGAAGAUUACAAUUGGAAAAAUGGAAGGAGGAAAAAGAGAAAAGGAAAAAGGAAGCAACAGCACAGAAAAAGAAACCUUUUGUGACAGGAGUGGUACAUGCUCCACUGAAGUUUGUACCACCUCCACCUCUUUCAAAGCCCAUGCCGAGUACUUCUGGCCGAGUGACAAGGUCACAAGUUUCUAAAAAUGUCACAAAACCAAAACCUAAAUAUUCCAAGAUAACACAAUCAUUUGCUCCAAAUAAUGCAACAUUCAAAGCCCCACAGUUAAAAAAUGUAAUAGUAUUACCAACAAUGACUCAAGCAUUAAAGAAAAAAGAGAAAAUUGUUUAUGAAUUUAAACCUGUUUUACCAAACACAUCAAAAGAAAAUAUAAAGCAGACUAGGGCAAAGACAUCAAACAACAAGAAAAUUGUUGAGGCUUCCAUAACAUGGCAUAAAAAGAAAACUAUACAGAACAAAUCAAAGGCAAAUAUUAAUAAGCAAACUCCUAAAAAGAAAAUGCUUUCAAACAUUUUGGAAAGUUCAUCAAGUAGUGAGAUUUUUUCAUCAAAAUCAAGUGAGAGUUGUAAUGAAGUUGAUAUGGGGACCUCAACAAAAUUCGAAACCUUAAAAAGACAGUCUAUACUAUUGCAAUCCUCAUCUAGCAGUGAAGUAGAAGGAAGUUCAAUUGAAAAAUCACCUAUUUUAAAGAGUAGAACACCAAGACAAUCUUUGCCAAAGAAUACUAAAGCAUUUACUCCCAAAAAUCCUGUGCCUAAGAGUGAAUCAAGUUCUGAAGAGAAGCUAAGGUCACCAAAGUCACCUAUUGAUGUGUCGAUGACUCCAGAGCAGAUAGAUGAAGCAAAAAAGAUAAGUCCAUGUGUGACCAUGUCAAGAGGAAAGGACAAUGCAAGAAAAGAAAUGAAGAAAAAAAUGGAAGAAGGUUUGUUGGAUGAAGACACUAGUGACAUUGAUAGUGUAAACCACUUUAGAAGACAACUGGACUCUGAGAUUAAACGGAUGACAGAAAUGUGUGAAGUUUGGGAGAAGAUACGAGACCAAACAACACUCUCAGAAUCUAUACAGGAGCUAGUACUGAGCGCGGUGGGUCAGGCGCGGCUGUUGAUGUCUCAGAAGUUGCGUCAGUUCUCAUCGCUGGUGGAUCGGUGCGCCAACCCCUCGCCUGCGCACGCGCUAGUCACGCCCGCGGACCUCGCCGGAUUCUGGGACAUGGUCUUCAUGCAGGUUCGUAUAUAUAAAAAAUAAAUAAAAAUCUGUUAAAUACCAGCAUCUUUGCAGGACUAGAUAGCUUGCAUCAUAUACGACGAGGUUUGACUUAUGAGUUUUACUAUACCUAUAUAAUUCCAUACUUUAACGGUACAGCAACGAUUAAAAAAAAUAUUGUGCUGUCGUGACAUUUAUAGGUCUUUGUUUUUUUUUCUACGCUUAUGCGUAGUACCGACAUAUAAGAAGCUAGAUAGAUAAUUAGAUUAA